This is a messenger RNA of Alosa alosa (allis shad), 4227 nucleotides long. RefSeq names its product SH3-domain GRB2-like 1b (gene sh3gl1b). Gene Ontology annotation, cellular component: cytoplasm; presynapse; glutamatergic synapse. Gene Ontology annotation, molecular function: protein binding. Gene Ontology annotation, biological process: synaptic vesicle uncoating. Lineage: Eukaryota; Metazoa; Chordata; Actinopteri; Clupeiformes; Clupeidae. The record is from RefSeq and is a predicted model, not a curated record. The transcript has 10 exons. The coding region runs from base 152 to 1258 and encodes 368 amino acids.
CAUUAACUAGCUACUAGACGCCGUGUAAUGUCUUGCUGGGGAAGCUGUGGACAGCAGUGGCGCAGGAGCUGAAAUCUAUGAGAAAUUUAAUAACCAUUUAAUAUUUAAUUGAUUUUAUUUUAACACCUAAAGACGUUUGGACUGUCUCAAGAUGUCUGUCGCGGGCUUAAAGAAACAGUUUUAUAAAGCGAGCCAGAUGGUGAGUGAGAAGGUCGGCGGCGCCGAGGGAACCAAACUGGACGAAGACUUUAAAGACUUGGAACGGAAAGCAGAUGUGACCAGCAAAGCAGUGGUGGAGGUAAUCUCCAAAACCUCUGAGUACCUGCAGCCCAACCCAGCGUCCCGGGCCAAGUUGUCCAUGCUGAACACCAUGUCAAAGAUCCGUGGGCAGGUGAAAAGCCCGGGCUACCCCCAGGCAGAGGGCUUGCUAGGGGAGUGCAUGGUCAAGUAUGGACGCGACCUUGGAGAUGAAACCAACUUUGGUGGUGCUCUUGUAGAUGCUGGGGAAACUAUGAAGAGGCUUGCUGAGGUCAAGGACUCCCUUGAUAUCGAUGUCAAACAGAACUUCAUAGAUCCUCUGCAAGGCCUGUACGACAAAGACAUUAGAGAAAUACAGCAUCACCUGAAGAAGCUGGAGGGCCGUCGCCUGGACUACGACUACAAGAAGAAGCGGCAGGGCAAGAUCCCGGACGAGGAGGUGAAGCAGGCGCUGGAGAAGUUCCACGAGUCCAAGGAGGUGGCCGAGAUCAGCAUGUACAAUCUGCUGGAGACCGAUCAGAUCGAGCAGGUGAGCCAGCUGUCCUCCCUGGUGGAGUCUCAGCUGCAGUAUCACCGGCAGGCCGUGCAGAUCCUGGACGAACUAUCAGAGAAACUCAAAGAAAGGAUAAAUGAGGCACAGACCCGCCCCCGCAGGGAAUACAUCCCCAAGCCCAAGCCAGUCUUUGACUUCCCGGAACCGGACCAAUCAAACGGCGGCUUUACGCCGUCUGUAGCUCCUCCUCCUUCCCGCAACUCAGACCCUUACCUCCAGUUUGGCCAAGUGUCAACACGGAAACCCAGGCCGCCGUCGGAGCAGCCGUGCUGUAAGGCGCUGUACGACUUUGAGCCGGAGAACGAGGGUGAGCUGGGUUUCCGCGAGGGCGACAUCAUCACCCUGACCAAUCAGAUCGACGAGAACUGGUACGAGGGCAUGCUGCGCGGCCAGUCUGGCUUCUUCCCCCUCAACUACGUGGAAGUGGUGGUCCCACUGACCCACUGAGGCCCUUCUGAAGACAUGGGGAGGAAGGGGGUGAGAGGGUGGGAGAGAGAUGGAGGGAUGGAUGGAGGUAGAGAGAGAUGGGGGGGGGGUAGGAAAGAAGGGGAAAUGAGGAGUCCGUUUGAAGCAGUCUUAGGUCUUCACUUACUCACCACCAUGGCCGUCAGACGAAGACUGUAACCUGUACUCUGGCACUUUGUCACCGAGACUCUCCGAGAGAGAGAGAGAGGGGGGAAACUUCCAGAAGACGGUGGCUUCUCACAUUCCAUCAAAGACAAGAAAAGAAAAAAGUAAACAAAAGAAGAAAAAAAAAAACACUUUUUAACACAUCUGAGAAAUCGAGGACAAUGACUGAUGACAUGACUGACAGCAAGUAAAAAUGGACCUAAACGUGACAUCACACACACACAUGCAUACAUACAGACACGCCUCCACAAACACACUUAUACACAGUUUAACCUAACUUAGCAUUUUUUCCAUGUCUCUUUCUAUACCACCGAGGUAUCCCAAAAUGAGAGACCAGCCAAGUCCGAGUAGAUUGAAAUGAGUCUGGUAGGGGAGACAUGCUGUGAGUUAGCCUUACAAAUAUCCGCAGCCAGCCAGGCCUCAGUACAGCAGGCUGUAAAGUCUCUCCCCCUAAGGAACCCUGGAGUAAACUCGUUCUCCCUGUAACUAUUUUAACAUUCGAUUGUGGUUAGGACUUGUCGGGUUUAUGAGGCAGGAAUGUGGCUCUUGGUUGGGAAGGCCCGUCUGAGCUGCGCUAGGCUGGUGUGGUGUGUCUCGGGGAGCUGUCGCAUAGCCUCCUCUGGGAUGCGCUGGCACUCGGACAGCGGUGGUGCCAAAAUGGGGGCACUCUCGUCUUCUCUACAUAGAAACUAGUCUGCCUGCAGUCCGCAGUGCCCAGUGGAGCUGACCUGCACAUGCACCUCCAGCCCCCCCUGCUGGCCAGACUGAGCCACUGAUCCUCGUCCACUACCAGGUAACUGAAAAAUGUCUAGUGCGAGUUAAGUCGGUUAGCGUGCUAAUCUGGAUGAUCUCUUAUCUGUCAGAACUGGAGUGCUAAGCAUGCCUGAGCCAAGGGGAGCGCACCCAGGUUAGGUCCUGUCUGUAGAAGGUACCCUUCUGCUUGAAAAUGGGUCCGAAAAUAGCAUUUCAUUUUUGUUUGGCUUUGCACCAGCUGUUUAGUUUUGCACCUUGGAUAUCACGUUGAACUUGGUUGUAGAAGGGACCUCCAUGUGUGAGAGUGUAGACUUGAUGGCUCAGUGACUAGGGAAAGACUGUGCUCUAAAAUGUUAUCACACUACAGUUGAGAGAAACUAGAACACUAAGAUUAUACACAUUAGUGGGAGUGAAGGGGUCAAGCACUUUUUUUUUUUUUUUUUUGUGAAAACUCCCCCAUAUUGUUCAUGACACUUGUGUCCAUUAAUUGGUCUAUUUUUGGACCCACCUCGUUGAGGAAACACAGCCAAAAAGAAAGAUGAAAUGAAUCUGUGUAAUAAUGAAAUCACAUGACCUGUUUGCCUUUGUGACCAUUAGCUGCCUGUGUGUUGAGGGCCUCUCGUUAUUCAGUCGGUUGGUCCAUCUGACUGUAACGCUUAAUUUAUCUGUUGCUCUGAAGUGCUCCUGCACCUGAUGCUGCUGGCGGUGUCUUCUGCAUCUCUUAGUCCUCCCCUGCAGCUGGGGGCGAGGACCUGCGUGUCUCUGUGUCUCACUCACACACACACACACACCCCCUCAUGUUUCAUACACUUAUAUCGAGUACGUUGACACUUAACUUGUUAUUCUUCUAACCCAUAGUAAUUUGUCAUAGCAUUAGCCAACCAAUGAGUUGACCAGGAUUGUAUCCUGUGAAACAAAGGUGUUUGUGGUCUUGUGCAGUAAUAGAGAAGCGAGACUUGUAUGCCACAUUUGCUUUGUCCGUCUGUGUUUUUGCGUGUUUGAAAGUCUUAACAAGAGAGCCAUUUAGUUAGUCACUCCUGUCUAAAGCUGUGUAACACUAGGUGGAACUCACUGUAAGAGGCCCUACCGUUGCUACUGGAGUAAAAUAUGGCCUUGAUGCAAGGCGUAUGAACCACAUACAAACACCUUCCAGCUCCUCGAGCAUAUCAUGACUUUGAACCCACAUGAUAUUGUUUCCACACACCCAACCACACAUACAUACUCCACCCGACCCCAACCACACACACACACACACACACACACACACACACACACACACAGCUCCUCUCUGCACCGUCCACUUCACUCUUACCCCUCACUUCCUGUGCAGUUUAUUUUUUGUCUCUGAUGUUGUUUUCCUGUCCUCGUGUGUGAUUGCAUCUUUUCAGUGGUUUGUAUAUCUUGUGUACUGGUGCAGACUGGAUCUGAACAGUCAAAACAGUGUUUUUGAAAAGCAUUGGAGGGAUGGAGAGAAACCUUAAAAAAAAAAGAGGAAAUGUUUGUUGUGAAGGGUGCAUUAGUGCCUUUUUAAUUUAAGGAGGGAAAACGUCUAAUACACCAAACAAAGUUAAUAAUGCUCCUUGCAUUGAAAAUGACUUUUUGUGUUUGUUAAUUUGUGUCCAUUUCAUUUACAAAGGGCUCCAUUUGUUUUGAGUUGAGGCGUUUGCUGUGUACAGAUAUUAGUGCAUGUGUACACUUGUCUCUUCAACACUACAGUUUUUUUAAAAGGGUUAUUUCUGUCUAAUCCCGUCAGAGUAUCAGAUAUGUCAUGAACUCCAAAAGAAAAAAAAUCUUCUGGUACUCCUUAGUAUUAUUAUUUUUUACAAAUACAUAAAUAUAUAUAUACAUCUGUUUUACUGUUUAUAAAUUAAUCGUUUGCAUGUGGGUCUAUACCUAAGCUUGUUAUGUUAUAGUUUUAAGUGUCUUCGUAUGUCCUGAUGAAUUUAACUGUAGUAGCCUAAAUAUUCUCUGGUAUUUGUACUUGUCAUGGCCUUUUCUCCAUCUUUACAUAAAUAAAUGUAUAAAAAUAUCAA